AUCGCACCAAAUACGUACAGCAGCAGUCGACGCAUUCUGAACAGCUGUUUUCUAGAACCUUUCUCUCUCCAUUCCUCUUAUGUUGCAGCUGUGAACAAGUCGAAAACCUAAACUUCGUCAAGCAUAUGGACUUUUUUCUCUUGAAACAUACUUUAUGCAGUGAUUUCUAAUACUCUUCGUCGCACAACCACUUCGAUUCGCACAAUUAUCCUCAGGAAAUUGUGUUUUUUCUCCAGUUUAUUAUGGCAUCCACCGAGUCUGGCGCACGAUUUCAGGUGCUUAGCUACCCGCAGGUUGUGCGGUUGGACGAGGUGCUGACCACCCCGGUUGACGUGCAUGGCAGGGGCAACUUCCCAACCUUGGAUGUUACUCUCUUGGAUUUAGUGGAAAAUGUUCGUGAAAAACUUGUUGACAGCAACAUUGAUGUCCGAUGUAUUCGAUUGAAUGGGGGUGCAGCUAGCUAUAUCUUGAGUACGGAUGAGAAUCAAUCGUACAACGACUUGGAUUUGAUUUUUGGAGUAGACCUGUCAAAGUUGGAAAACACAGGAAUUAUCCGUGAUGCUGUGUUCGAAUGCCUGCUCAACUUUCUCCCCAAGGAAGUUAAUAAGGAACGUAUGUCAUCGUGCACCAUGCAGGAAGCUUACACGGAGAAAAUGGUGAAAAUCUACAAUGAUAAUGACCGCUGGAGCUUGAUAAGUCUCCUGAACAUGGCUGGCAAGAAUAUCGAGUUGAAGUUUGUUGAUCGAAUGAGAAGACAGUUUGAGUUCAGUGUGGAUUCCUUCCAGAUUGUUCUGGAUUCUCUUCUCUUCUUCCGGAAGAUAUCUGAAGUGCCCAUGACCAGGCAUUUCUAUCCUUCUGUUGUGGGAGAGAGUGUCUUUGGAAACUUUGAGGAAGCCUUGUACCACCUUCACAAUAAGUUGAUUGCGACGAGAAAUCCGGAAGAGAUCCGGGGCGGUGGGUUGCUCAAGUACUGCAACCUCUUGUCGCGGGACUACAGCCCUGCCUGCGAGGAUGAGAUAAAAAAGAUGGAGAGGUACAUGUGUUCUCGAUUCUUCAUCGACUUCUCAGAUGUUCUUCAGCAGCAUCAGAAACUUGAAAGCUAUCUGAGCACGCACUUUGCGGAAGAUGUGGAUAAGUACGAAUAUUUGAUCAUCCUUCGGAGAGUCAUAGAUUCCAGCACAGUGUGCCUGAUGAGCCAUGAGCGUCGGCAGACUCUAAAGCUGAUCACGGACUUUGCCCAGAGUGUUCAGUGGUCACUCGCGUUCCAGUCGACCUCGAUGAAACCGGUCAAUCUCUACUCGCAGCUUCCAGUCACAUUCGCGGUGCCGCCACCACCAACAUCUCCUACCACCGCCACCACCAAUCACAGCAACAGCUGGCAUUCUGUUGCCGUCCCUUCCCAUCAUCAACAGUACCACCAACCACACCAUCAGCAGCAACACUACAACAGCAACAGAGGUCAAGGAAGACAUCGCAACAACAUUCCCUUCAAGUCCCGACAGGGAAAGAACAAUGCCUACAACUCCAGCUACAAUGGGAAGCCAAGAUUCAUUCCUCACAUGAAUAGCUACAGACAUGACCUUAAUAAUAAUAAUAAUUAUAAAAAUGGGUUGAGGAAUAACAACGUUGAUUGUAGGUGGACUAGUUGUUACUAAUGAGUGUCCACUAGACGGACUGAAAACAGAUACUGUUGUGUUUUCCUCAUCACUUUUUAAGACUGUGUUGUCUCAAAUAUUUGGAACAGAAAGCUUUAAAAAGGUACUAUGGAUAUUUUUAUGUAAAAUAUCCAAUGCUGUUUAUUCUUGGUUAUGACUCAGACUUGCCAAUUUAUGUUCAGACACGUUAGACAAUUUUUUGUAAAAGGACAAUAUGAAAUGUGUAUUCUUGUGCAAACUUCGGUUCCAUUCAAAUGUUAUUUUCCCCUCCCUGCCAACUGAUAUGUUUGUGGCAUAUCUUGGUCAGGAGAAGUAUUACAUUUACAUCUGGAUAUCUUUGCUACAACAUUGAAAUGUGUGUGUCUCGGAGAAGAAUGUCGUAAUAUGGAAUGUGAUGUCUGAUAGUUGCAUAGUAUGUUCAUGUUUAUGUACACUUGUUCGAACCCCAGGUACAGACAGACAGUGCCAUGAUUCCUCGAAAUACAUGUAAUGGGGGUCCAAAUUUGCAUUUUGACAUUGGCUAAGUUUCAGGUUGAUUUUGCAUGAAUAAUGUGCAGUAAAUCUUGAAAUAGCGGUAUUUCAAACUUUGCUGAAAGUUUUUCAUCAGUCAAGGUG
Lytechinus variegatus (green sea urchin) is the source of this 2270-nucleotide messenger RNA. Its product is annotated as terminal nucleotidyltransferase 5C-like. The record is from RefSeq and is a predicted model, not a curated record. NCBI's taxonomy places the organism in Eukaryota, Metazoa, Echinodermata, Echinoidea, Temnopleuroida, Toxopneustidae. Gene Ontology annotation, molecular function: poly(A) RNA polymerase activity; RNA binding. Gene Ontology annotation, biological process: mRNA stabilization.